CGCAAAACAGCCCCUCUCGUAAGGGUCGAACAUCUUCAAGCUCACCUUACGCUCCUACAUGUUUUCCAUUCCCUCAAGAGCACCGUUAGCGCUACGGGCGCUCCCGAUCUCACACCGGAGGAGCGCUGGGUGACCUUUGUCCACCGUGCAGUGGCACGGUUCUUCACGUGGGGGGAACGCGUAGUCUCCUGGCGCGGUCCAGAGGUGCAGCCAUUGAAAGCUCUUGAGAUUCCACCGAUCGAUGUGCUCAUGGUCUGGCACGCGUACCUGCUCAAUCCACGUUGUUAUUACGAAGACUGUAUUCGA
Molecule: messenger RNA, 306 nt
Organism: Dacryopinax primogenitus
Lineage: Eukaryota; Fungi; Basidiomycota; Dacrymycetes; Dacrymycetales; Dacrymycetaceae
Exons: 1
Source: RefSeq, a predicted model, not a curated record